This is a messenger RNA of Olea europaea var. sylvestris, 745 nucleotides long. RefSeq lists its product as uncharacterized. NCBI's taxonomy places the organism in Eukaryota, Viridiplantae, Streptophyta, Magnoliopsida, Lamiales, Oleaceae. The transcript has a single exon. The annotation marks the transcript as partial. The record is from RefSeq and is a predicted model, not a curated record.
AUGAAAGAUCUUGGUCCUCUAAGUUAUUUCUUGGGUCUUGAAGUUUCAUCCAACUCAGAUGGCUACUAUCUUUCUCAGGCAAAGUAUGCUUCUGAUUUGCUUUCUCGAGCUGGGAUCACAGACAAUAAGACUGUUUCGACUCCCUUGGAACCAAAUGUCAAGCUUACUCCUAUGGAUGGUUCUCCUCUCUAUGAUCCUACUCUCUGUCGCCAACUUGUUGGGAGCCUGAUCUAUUUAACUGUGACACAGCCUGAUAUUGCCUAUGCAAUUCACUUGACCAGUCAGCUUAUGGCCACUCCUCGCACAUCUCACUUCUCUACCGUUCUUCGGAUACUUUGCUAUGUGAAGGGGACUCUCUUUUAUGGACUUCAUUUUUCAUCUCACUCUUCUCUAGUACUAUCUUGGUAUUUUGAUGCAGAUUGGGCUGGUGAUCCUACAGAUCGUCGUUCCACCACUGGUUACUGUUUCUUUUUGGGUAACUCAUUUAUUUCUUGCCGCAGCAAUAAGCAGACUGUCCCGGCUCGUUUUAGUAUAGAGUCAGAAUAUUGUGCCCUUAUAGAUGCUACUACGGAGUUACUUCGACUUUGUCAUUUAUUAGAAGAUAUGGGUCUCUCGCACUCAUCUUCUAUUGCUCUUCAUUUUGAUAAUCGAAAUGCUAUUCAGAUUGCUCAUAAUAAUGUGUUUCAUGAGCGCACUAAACACAUUGAGAUUGAUUGUCAUUUUAUUCGUCAUCAUGUUACUCUUG